Molecule: messenger RNA, 484 nt
Organism: Neopelma chrysocephalum (saffron-crested tyrant-manakin)
Lineage: Eukaryota; Metazoa; Chordata; Aves; Passeriformes; Pipridae
Gene: YBEY
Product: ybeY metalloendoribonuclease
Exons: 3
Biological process (GO): rRNA processing
Molecular function (GO): metalloendopeptidase activity
Source: RefSeq, a predicted model, not a curated record
AUGAGCGUGGUGCUGCGGAACGCUCAGCGCUCCGUGCCCCUGCGCCGGGCCCCGCUCCGCCGCGCCGUGUGCGCCCUGCGCGCCGCCCUGGGCGCCUCCCGCUUCGACGUGGGGCUCGUCUGCGCCGGCAACGCGCUGAUGCAGCGUCUGAACGGCGCCUACCGACAGCGCCCGGAGCCCACCGACGUCCUGUCCUUCCCGUUCCACCAGGUGGCGGCGGGGGAGCUGCCGCAGCCGCGCUGCCGCGGCGAGUACAACCUGGGGGACAUCUUCCUGGGCGUGGAGUACAUUCACCAGCAGUGCCGGGACGCCGGGGAGGACUUUGAGGGCGUGCUGGUGGUGACGGCAGCCCACGGACUGUGCCACUUGCUCGGCUACCGGCACGACACGAAACCCGCGUGGGAGCAGAUGUACCGGAAGGAAGCGCAGAUCCUGGAGGAGCUGAACCGCCUCACUGGCUCCCGGCUGCGGCCCCUCACCGCCG